GAUUUUUCCGUUACAUAAGUUGUGUUUUCCUCACUAUAUAUAUGUACUCUUCUUCACUAAUUUAAUAUUUUAAUCCAAACACUAAAAACACUGCAAAAACACAAACAUUGUACGAAAUUCAUGGCUAAAUUAAUAGAAGAAGAGCACCCACUAAAAGCUUUUGGCUUUGCUGCUACUGAUUCUUCUGGCUUUCUUUCUCCUUUACAUUUUUCUAGGAGGGAAAAUGGACCUGAAGAUGUAACUAUUCAAAUCCAAUUCUGUGGAGUUUGCCACUCUGACUUACAUUCUGUGAAAAAUGAGUGGGGUUUCACCAGAUAUCCCAUUGUUCCUGGGCAUGAAAUUGUGGGUACUGUCACAAAAGUUGGGAAUAAUGUGAAGAAAUUCAAAGUUGGAGAGAAUGUAGGUGUUGGUGUCAUAGUAGGAUCCUGUGAAAACUGUGAAUCUUGCCAACAAGACUUAGAAAAUUACUGCCCUCAAAUGGUUUUCACUUACAAUUCCCUGGAUAAAGAUGGGAGCAAGACUUACGGCGGUUAUUCUGAUAUAAUUGUUGUUAACCAAAGAUUUGUGCUUAACAUCCCGGAUAACCUGUCUCUUGAUGCUGCUGCACCGCUCUUGUGUGCUGGGAUCACGGUCUACAGUCCGAUGAAAUACUAUGGAAUGGCAGUAAGUGGGAAGCAUUUAGGAGUUUGUGGAUUAGGCGGGCUUGGUCAUGUUGCUGUUAAGUUUGGGAAGGCCUUUGGACUUAAAGUUACUGUCAUUAGUACCUCGCCAAAGAAAGAGGAUGAAGCUCUUAAUAGACUUGGUGCAGAUUGUUUCCUUGUCAGUACUAAUGCUGCUAAAAUGAAGGCUGCAAUGGGGACUAUGGACUUUAUUUUGGAUACCGUAUCUGCAGUUCAUUCUUUGGCUCCAUUGCUUGGUUUGCUGAAGUUGAACGGAAAGCUAGUUACUGUAGGCCUCCCUGACAAACCCCUCGAGCUUCCUGUCUUCCCUUUAGUCCUGGGUCGAAAACUUGUUGGAGGAAGUGAUAUAGGAGGCAUGAAGGAAACACAAGAGAUGCUAGAUUUCUGUGGAAACCACAACAUUACUGCUGAUGUAGAAGUCAUCAAAAUGGAGUACAUCAAUACUGCUAUGGAACGUCUUGCUAAAUCAGACGUACGCUAUCGUUUUGUCAUCGACAUCGCGAAUUCCUUAUCUGCUUGCAAAAUGUAGAACACUCAGAUCAUCUUUCCAUGGAUCUUGUUGGAGUGAGGAAGUUGCAAGUCUUGGUGUACUAACUACAAGCUAAGUCUGAAUAUAUAGUAGAGUAAUAAAGUUGGUCUAGGGAUAAAAAAAAAAUACUUAAGUAUCAUUCACUGAAGUAUUUGAUGUUUGAUAAAAUUUCAUAUGCUGCUAUAAUGAAUAGACCUCUCUUUUAACUACUCCACAUAACAUAGGUCGAAUUCGCACAUUAAUGAACAACACCGACCAUCAUUACACAAUUAGUUACACGAUUGAUUAUGUACAUGUCUUUAUUUUAUUUUUUUUGUAGGAGAGGUGUUUUAUUUUACCGAAACCUCUCACAGGGUUAAUUCGACCGAGCUACGCAGUUAAGGACCCUUGAGAGUUGGGGAGGAUAAGGCCUAAGGGAUUCGUACCCCUAAAGUAUCUUUAGUGGGGUUUGAUCCUACACAACCUUAAUGUUGGGAGAUACAAACUUUACUACUACAAUACUACACCAACUACUACAUGGUAAACGUGUAUACAUCUCAAUCAUUUUACGAUCUUCUUACCC
Messenger RNA from Beta vulgaris subsp. vulgaris (sugar beet), 1771 nucleotides. Its product is annotated as probable mannitol dehydrogenase. The transcript has 5 exons. Gene Ontology annotation, biological process: lignin biosynthetic process. NCBI's taxonomy places the organism in Eukaryota, Viridiplantae, Streptophyta, Magnoliopsida, Caryophyllales, Amaranthaceae. The record is from RefSeq and is a predicted model, not a curated record. Gene Ontology annotation, molecular function: zinc ion binding; cinnamyl-alcohol dehydrogenase activity. Bases 121 to 1209 code for a protein of 362 amino acids.